Molecule: messenger RNA, 324 nt
Organism: Penicillium cataractarum
Lineage: Eukaryota; Fungi; Ascomycota; Eurotiomycetes; Eurotiales; Aspergillaceae
Exons: 1
Coding region: 1-324 (107 amino acids)
Source: RefSeq, a predicted model, not a curated record
AUGGCGUACAGAGAUUUCCAAUAUCGUCUCGACCGCUUGCCCAAUGAACCACGUUCGCCUCUACUCGACGACGACGGCGCUCCUCUCUACGAGACGCAGGAGAAAUCCCUGCUGAUCAAAAUCAUCAGACAAAACGACACAACUAGACUGCAGCAGUAUAUCUCUGCAUACUCGGGGGCGACAGUCAUUGCUCCGAGCGAGGCUGGCCACCCCUGGUUUCACGAUCCAUUUUGGGUGGCUGCUGCGUAUGGCAACACCGAAACUUGGCAACUCCUCCUCGAGCAAUAUGACAUCGCCUCGGCGGGAAACACACCUAGCUACUAG